Molecule: messenger RNA, 1089 nt
Organism: Necator americanus (New World hookworm)
Lineage: Eukaryota; Metazoa; Nematoda; Chromadorea; Rhabditida; Ancylostomatidae
Exons: 6
Coding region: 1-1089 (362 amino acids)
Source: RefSeq, a predicted model, not a curated record
AUGUUGGGUCACAAUCCCAACACUAUCUAUCAAAUUACUAAUUAUUACAACGAUAAAGUACAGGUUCGAAAGAAUCAUGUACAUAAAUCGGUUUAUCGAAUUGCCAAAGUCGUACAGGAUGUGUUGAAAGACGUUGAAAGUCAGGAACCACGAUUUAUCUCAACCUUAGUUGAGAGUAACGGACGGUAUGACGGGCUCAUCGUUCAUUCUCCUCACGAAUAUGAAGCGAUCCUCUACCUCAACCAAAUGGGAGUGUUCAACUUUGUCGAUGAUGGUUCUAUCCAAGGAUGUGCUGUGCUGAAGUUGAGCGACGGUCGAAAACGAUCCAUGUCUCUCUGGGUGGAAUUCAUCACCGCUAGCGGUUACCUAUCAGCACGCAAAAUCCGUAGCCGGUUCCAGACACUCGUUGGACAGGUGGUUGAAAAGCCACCGUUCCGGGAUUACUGCAAACUGCUCACCGACACCAGUGACGUUCGGUUGCGGGUCGAUGACAAGUACGUCGUGCAAAUAACAUGUGCUUUCCGAUGCAAUGGAAUUUGGCCACGAUCUGCCAGCCAUUGGCCAAACAACACCAUUCCUUGGCCUAAUCCAGCAGUAGCCGCAGAAGUGAAAAACGAAGGAUUCGAUUUGACUAGUCGAGAAACGGGCUCCGCACCUUCACAACAAAACAAACAGGCUAGUUCCAUGGAAGGGGAUGCAUGGGCGAUGAAUCUUACCGGAGCAGAGAACGUUUUGUUAGCCGGGAAUCGCCGAAAAGCGUUGAGCAUACUGAAAUGCCUUCGCGAUACGCAUUUGGAAUUUCCUGGUACUCCUAUCACUAAUUAUAUUCUGAAAACUUUAAUGCUCUAUGAAUGUGAGAAGCACUGUAAUGACUACGAAUGGGAAGACAAUUGCAUCGGUGAUAGGAUCAUUGGUGUACUUCUUCAACUAGUCAGUUGUUUACAAUGUCGACGUUGUGCACAUUAUUUCUUACCGCAACUCGAUCUUUUACGCGGAAAACCUAAUCAUCUUCUGGAUCAAAGCUCAAAAAUGGCUUGGAAUCUCGUACGAAAAUUGAUGUUGGAUGCUCGUGCGUUAGAGAGUUUAUAG